Messenger RNA from Coniosporium apollinis CBS 100218, 1554 nucleotides. RefSeq lists its product as uncharacterized. The transcript is spliced from 2 exons. The record is from RefSeq and is a predicted model, not a curated record. Bases 1 to 1554 code for a protein of 517 amino acids. NCBI's taxonomy places the organism in Eukaryota, Fungi, Ascomycota, Dothideomycetes.
AUGACGGAAUCCUUCCAGCGAUACGAUCUGCUCGAUGCCUUCGUCCAGUACCACCAAAACCAAGAAGCACAAACACGCAGUUCCCUAGGCGGACCGGCCCUCCCAGCACUCGGCCAUGCCCUCUCCGGCUCAGCCGGCACCGCCAUCUCCAACCUGAUCACCUACCCACUCUCCCUUGUAAUCGCCCGCCUCCAAGUGCAAAAGCAGUUCGCAAACGAAGCCGACAACAAGGACGAUGUCGAAUACAAAAGCGUCCUCGACGCAGCGCAGAAGAUCUACGAGCACGAAGGCGGCGUCUCAGCCUUCUACAGCGGGGUGCUACAAGACACAGCCAAGAGCGUCGCGGAUUCCUUCCUCUUCUUUCUGGCCUACAACUACCUCCGCGAGCGGCGCCAGCGCCGCAAUGGCUCCAAACUUCCCAUGCUCGACGAGCUCAGCGUCGGCAUGCUCGCCGGCGCAUUUGCCAAGCUCUUCACCACCCCGAUCCAGAACAUCGUUACGCGGAAGCAGACGGCUGCGAUGAUAGCAGCGCGCUCGCGCAACCCCUCUGUCCACCCCCAGCUCAGCACCAAGGACAUCGCGCUGCAGAUCCGCGACGAGAAGGGGCUCCAGGGCUUCUGGUCGGGGUACUCGGCUGCGCUGGUCCUGACGCUGAACCCGAGCCUCACGUUCCUGCUGCAUGAGAUGUUUCUGCGCACGCUGGUCCCGCGGUCUAAGCGGGAUAACCCCGGCGCAAGACUCACGUUUCUCUUGGCGGCGGCUAGCAAGGCCAUCGCCUCAAGUGUUACUUAUCCUUUCGCGCUCGCUAAGGCGCGCGCGCAGGUGUCAUCGCAGAAGCCGAUGUCUUCUACGGAUACGACAUCAGAGAAGUUCACAGACCCUGUGACGGCAAGACCUGCAAGGCGGGCGACGAGGAAUACAAUUUUCCACACAAUACUCAGGAUCGCGAAGACAGAGGGGAUCAUGGGGCUGUAUCAGGGCUUGGGAGGGGAUGUGCUGAAAGGUGUUUUCCAGCAUGGGCUGACUAUGCUGAUGAAGGAGCGGAUUCACGUCAUGAUCGUGCAGGUAUACUACCUCAUCCUGCAGGCACUGAACAAGUAUCCAAGUCCGGGGGAGGUGGCGAAGGCGGUUAGUGAGCAGGCGCAAGAAGCGAAGAACUCGGUGAGCGAGAGGACGGCGCCGAUGAUGGCAAGCGCGCAGGAUGCGCUGCAGGGCGGGACGGAGAAGGCAAAGGAGUGGUAUGCGUCGGGUUCGGCUGCGGCAACUGGGGGCUUGGAGAAGGGAAAAGAGAUGCUUGGCGGAGGUUCAGAGAAGGCUCAAAAGGUGUACGAGCAGGGAAAGGAGACGGUGUCUAACGCAACAGAAAAGGUGUCGGAAGUCUACGAGUCAGGGAAGGACCGAUCAUCGACUGUUUACGUGCAAGGGAAGGAAAAAGUGUCAGAUUUAAAGGAACAAGCGUAUGAGAGCGGGAAGCAAGGGACUCAGAUCGCUGUUGAUAAGAUAUCUGGUACGGCUGAAGAUGUUAGGGAUGUAAAUGGUAUGGACGAAAAGUAG